AUGUCGUUUGAAACACGUAAGUUCAGAUCGAGAAAGGAGCAGUUAGCGUUUGAGGCCUCUAUGGCUGGGAAGUAUCAGAAACUUUUAAAGAAAAAUCCUUUUCUGUAUUUUGGACUUCCGUUUUGCUCGAUGAUAGUACUUGGUUCAUAUUGGCUAUCGACUUUCACUGAAGUGAGGUACCAGCGGCAUGAUCGAAGGAUUCAGGAGUUGAAUGAAGAUGAUCUUGUCAAAUUAGCUUCAAAUGGUCGGAAAUUCGAUUUGAAAGAGGAGUAUUAUAGAUUACAAGGGCUGGGAGAACAGGACUGGGAACCCGUGAGAGUACCAAGAUUAGAAGGCGAGUCAGAGAACGUUUGGUGA
This is a messenger RNA of Lachancea mirantina, 357 nucleotides long. The record is from the annotation of a GenBank genome assembly. Lineage: Eukaryota; Fungi; Ascomycota; Saccharomycetes; Saccharomycetales; Saccharomycetaceae.